GCAGGCCGGCGCGCCGCCCGACCCCGGCGCCGUGUCCGCCUCGCUCUCCCAGCUGGGCUUCAGCAGACACGAGGGCCAGAUGCUGCACUACAUGCAGGAGGUGGCGCGGAAGGACAAGGAGAUCAGUAACCUGCGGCGGUCCAAGCAUCAACUGGAGUCAACCAUGCGGCAGCUGCAGAACAAGAUGCUGGAACGGGAGGAGCAUCUGCAGGACGAGGCCGAAGUGUUGCGUGACAAGAUCCGCCGGCUGGAGCUGAACUCGUCGCGGGAAGGCGCCAACCUCGAGUACAUCAAGAACGUGGUGGUGCGGUACCUGCUGUCGACGGACGCCGCGCAAAAGGCGCACAUCCUCAACGCCAUCUCGACGGCGCUGCAGUUCUCCUCGGACGAGCUGCGCCGUGUCAGGCACUGCCAAACCGCCACCUGGUGGCCGGCCUCGUCACAGCGAUGACGUCGCCGUCUGGCUAGCCGGCGUCGUGCGCACGCCCAGUGGCCGGCGUUGUCAGAGUGGUGACGUCAUGGUGACGUCAGACGGAUCCGCGUGCACCCGCUGCGAUAUGAUGUGAAGGUAAUAACGAUUUGUUCCAGUUUUGUUUUGCUCGGUCUGUAAUGCGUAGCCCAAGCUGGUCUUCAUCCCAUGCCGUACCGAACAUGGGAUGAAAUAUACAACGGUUCUUCAUUAACAACUGAUUAGAGACUUCCUUUACCAUCAAACAUUUAAUUCAUUUCAUUCCAAAAAAAGCUCACCGCCGGGCUGAACAAGCAGCUGUCAAGCCGCCACUGUGACCAAGUAGUUCACAGUCGCGGCAGGCGAAGCGAGACACAUUUAUUUUUAUGCAGGUGUGAUAUUCAGCUGUUUGUUUCCUGUAAUACCUGGCCUACCGUGCGUUUGAGGUGUGCACAUUAGGGGUACUGCCAAGAGCUGCGCGCGGAGUGCGGGGUUUUCCGUCGCACUGUUUGCUUCCACCCAUAUCAAGCGGACGUUUUGCAAGUCUGUGAGUGCAGUGCAUGUUGGGCACUUGAUCGCACUGGUCACCAUUCUUCCAGUCAUUGUUUAGAGCGCGGUACCGUUGCUCUGACGUUGGGCGGGAACGAUGCUUCAGGUAGUGUGGCGGCCUUGUGCGAAGUGGUUUUCGUGAGUAUGUUGAUAAAGUGCAUGUAACGAGUUGUUUGGCUAUAAGCUGUGAUAUGCUGGUGUGUGUGUGUGUGUGUGUGUGUGCGCGCGUACGAGCGUGCGUGCGUGUGUGUUGUAGCACGUUACUGAAGUGAAGGAACAAAUAUAUCUGAUGAUGGGACCGCUUUGUCCUGCGUGGCAGCCCUUCAGCCUGCUCUGCCAACCGUCUUACGUCGGCCACGCCAGCUCACUUCAACCAACUUGUAAACUAGCAAUUGCUUAAGGUCGUGAAGUACAAUCCGGUAGUGUACAACAUUCUGUCCGGUAAGCAUAGUGA
Molecule: messenger RNA, 1451 nt
Organism: Pollicipes pollicipes
Lineage: Eukaryota; Metazoa; Arthropoda; Thecostraca; Pollicipedomorpha; Pollicipedidae
Product: GRIP and coiled-coil domain-containing protein 1
Exons: 3
Coding region: 80-451 (123 amino acids)
Cellular component (GO): Golgi apparatus
Source: RefSeq, a predicted model, not a curated record